This is a messenger RNA of Phoenix dactylifera (date palm), 1950 nucleotides long. The record is from RefSeq and is a predicted model, not a curated record. Lineage: Eukaryota; Viridiplantae; Streptophyta; Magnoliopsida; Arecales; Arecaceae.
UCUUCCCACCUUUAAACCCUCCUUUGGGCGUCCCCCGAAACUUUCAGCUUCCAAAGGAGGGAAAAAGGAAAUGGAGGAAAGUAUCUCUGAGGAGUUCAAAUCCUUCUUGGAUUCUGGUAUCUACCGCCUGGAUGGAUCGAAGGUGGUCUUCGUAGAUCCCGUUCGCCUCCUCAACGAUUCCUACUCCCGCUUUGGGGUUUCUCCCUCCGCCUACUACUCCCGUUCCUUCCAAUCUACGGAUCGAGAAAGAGUAGAAGAAGAAGAUAAUGCCCCCUCGAUUUCGAAGAAGAAGAGGAAGCGAAAGAAGAGGCCUCGCGAUCUAAACGAGAGAGAAAAGUCCGCGGAGAAACGCCAUCAAGAAGCGAAAUCUUUGUUACUCAAAGCACACAGAGCUUUUCUUGAAGUUGCCGGGCUUCAAGCGUUUCUUCCGAAAUUAGUCAAGUGCGAGGAAUUUACACAUGAUGGUGAAACUGAAGAAAAGAAUUUUAUUGAGCUUGGAAGCCAUUGGCAAGCGCCACUCUAUGAGAUUGCUCUUUGUUUUCCCAAGUCACAUGAAGGAGAAGAUUCAUGGCUUGGCAACCAUGUUGGGAGGACAGUGGUUCCAUUAUUUAAUAACUUAAUUAGCAAUGAAACAAAUGAUGAGGUGGAGGCUGAAUUCAACAACAGCCAGUACAUAUUACCUGGAAGAAGCUGCUUCUACAUGUCCGACUUGAGACAAAUUCGCAACCUCAUCCCGGCUAAGUCUGAUCAGGGCUUUAACCUCAUUGUCAUUGAUCCGCCAUGGGAAAACGGAAGUGUUCGCCAGAAAGCAGUGUUUCCUACAUUACCCAACCGAUACUUUCUGUACCUUCCUGUUAAAGAACUUGCUCAUGCUGAAGGUGCCCUUGUGGCUUUAUGGAUGACUAACCGGGAGAAGCUGCGUAUGUUUGUUGAGAAAGAUCUGUUUCCUGCUUGGGGAGUAAGCAAUGUCACACUCUGUUACUGGCUGAAGGUGAAACCAGAUGGGUCCUUGAUUGGUGAAUUGGACUUAUUUCAUCAUAGACCAUAUGAAUACCUUCUACUCGGCUACAUUAAUAUGGAGAAUAUUAAUUCAGAGUGCACACCAGCAGUUAAUUUGGAAGAUGCUCAUGUUAUUAUCAGCAUUCCAGGUGUCCACUCAAGGAAGCCCCCUUUAGGAAAACUACUAUGGGAUCAUAUACCAGGCACCAAACCUGUGAAAUGUAUUGAGCUUUUUGCUAGAGAAUUGGUGGCUGGUUGGUCAUGUUGGGGCAACGAACCGCUUCACUUUCAAGACUCGAGAUACUUUAUGGAAAGACAAGAAAGAUGAUCUGAGAUGAGGAUCUGAAGAAUGUAGUCUGUUGCUGUAUGAGAACAUGAAAACUUUCUGGAGAUGAACUGUCAUGAUAAUCAAUGGCUUUUUCCAUCAAAAUACAACUCUUAAGAAGACUACAUGGAAGAAGAAGAUAGUCAUAACCAGCUUCUGUCAAUUCUUUCCUGGAGCCCUGCCUGAAUGAGCAACUCCAGGCAAGAGGGGAUGCAAUGAAACCUAAAUGGCUGGUUGGUGGAACAGAGAAAAUGAUGAGGUCUAAUGCAUGAUAGAUUAAUGUUCUUCAACAUAAUGAUCCCGUAUACAGGAAAGGAAAUUCUAAAAUAGAAGGGGGAAUUUCCUGUUUGGAGGUUUGAUUUAAAAAUGUAGACAUGUUUUGCCUUGUGCAAGCAGGAGCAAUAAAUCUGUUGUGUUUGGAACUCGAAUUUGUUGCAGUUGGAGACCUGUUAGUGUGGUGGUUCUUUAGCUUGAAGUUUGGGGUUGUUUGGGUUAAAAGAGAGGAGAAAAAUAGAAAUUUUGGGGGAUUCUUGGAUGUUGGAAUAUGCAUUUUAAAUCUGAUUAGUAUCAUAUCUCAUGUUUUUCUGUGGCUCAACUAUUAUAUAUGAUGUUAAUAUUAACCUGCA